Molecule: messenger RNA, 2158 nt
Organism: Lepus europaeus (European hare)
Lineage: Eukaryota; Metazoa; Chordata; Mammalia; Lagomorpha; Leporidae
Gene: DUSP22
Product: dual specificity phosphatase 22
Exons: 8
Coding region: 288-917 (209 amino acids)
Biological process (GO): protein dephosphorylation; regulation of cell population proliferation; positive regulation of JNK cascade
Cellular component (GO): cytosol
Molecular function (GO): protein tyrosine/serine/threonine phosphatase activity
Source: RefSeq, a predicted model, not a curated record
CCGGGGCGGCUGGGCGGGAAGUCCGGGCGUCCAUGCCAGGCCCCGAGCGGCCGGGCCGCCCCGGCAGUGACCGUGGUGGCUGACGCGGCGCGCCCCGCCCGCGCGCCCCUCCUCCGGGCGUAACAUGCCCUCCGGGCGCUAGAGCGCGGCGGCCACCAUGGGCAAUGGCAUGAACAAGAUCCUGACUGGCCUGUACAUCGGCAACUUCAAAGGCUGGAGCAGUGGAAGGAAUAUUAUUUUGGUUUCUGUUUAGACUCCAAUGUAAAUAAUGUAAUGACCAACUGCUGAUGGAUGGACAACUCUGUUUGGAAUUUCCAGAAAAUCUUCCAUGUUUCCUUUUGCUCCAAAGUGAAGACGCCAGAGAUGCAGAACAGCUGAGCAAGAACAAGGUGACCCAUAUCCUGUCUGUCCACGACAGUGCCAGGCCCCUGCUGGAGGGAGUGAAAUACCUGUGCAUUCCAGCAGCGGACUCACCAUCUCAGAACCUGACCAGACACUUCAAAGAAAGCAUCAAGUUCAUUCACGAAUGCCGACUGCAGGGGGAGGGCUGCCUCGUGCACUGCCUGGCGGGGGUCUCCCGGAGCGUGACGCUGGUGAUCGCCUACAUCAUGACCGUCACCGACUUCGGCUGGGAAGACGCCCUGCACACAGUGCGCGCCGGGAGGUCCUGCGCCAACCCCAACCUGGGCUUCCAGAGGCAGCUCCAGGAGUUCGAGAAGCACGAGGUCCAGCAGUAUCGCCAGUGGCUGAAGGAAGAAUAUGGAGAGAGCCCCUUGCGGGAUGCUGAAGAAGCCAAAAGCAUUCUGGGUAAAUAUAAAGAGCAAGGGCGUGUGGAGGCGCAGCCUGGCGCCAGGCGGUGGAGCAGCUUCCCGGGCCUGCCCGCUCUGGCCUACAGUAACUACACGACGGAGACCUAACGCGGCGGGAUCUGGCGCCUCUCUGCGUGCUUGUCUUCGGCGCGUUCCGUGCGGUCGCGUGUUGGCUGCGCUGCUGCGACAGCGGGAAAGGUGGAGGGCUCUGGACUGCUGUCCCUGCCACCCUGUCCGGCCAGGCUCCAACCCCUCCCUUUCCCCCCACCCCUCCCCUCUGCUGAGCUCGCUGCACCCUGGGAUGCUGCUCUGUGAUAUGCACUGCUUUGCGCAUGCGCGGGUAAGUGUGCAGGUGCACGUGUGUCCCCGUGUGCAGGUGUGAGCCUGUGUGGGUGUGCAUGUUCACAGGCGAGGGCGUGGGCAUGUGUGUGUCAGGGUGUGCGUGCAUGUGCACAGAUGUGUGAGGACGUAUUGACAGGCGAGUGGGUGUGCGUGUGUCAGUGUGCGCAUGUGAGCAUGUGUGAGUGAGCAUGGAUGAAUGCUUGGGCAUACGCAUGUCGGCGUGUGCACUCAGGUGUGUGCACAGUGUAGGCGUGGCCUUGUGUGCAUUUUCUUGAGCUUGUGAGUGUGAGUUAGAGUAUGCUCAUCUGUGUGCGCAGGUGAAUGAGAUGUGGGCUCUGAGCGUGCCCUGCAAGCUUGUGUGUGAGUGUGCACAGGGCUGUACCUUGUGAGCAUGUGGCUGCGUGUGUGAAUUCCUAACGUCCGUGUUCCUGGAAGUCGCCCAGUCCACACUGCAAGGAUUGAUGUGGCCACUUUUCCCUUGGGUUCCUCCUGGAAGGCAUUUGAGCUUGACCCCUGCCAAGCUGUUCAGUGCCUGUGAGAACUCAGGGGAAUGAGUGGCUGGGAGCAGCAGCCCCUCCCAGGCCCCAGGGAGGUGUGAGUGGGGAGCAGGGGACAGACUUCUCCUGAGAGAGGGUAGUUCUGGCCCCUGGGAAGCCAUGGGGUGCUCUGAGCGGUGUCUCGGUCUCACUGGAAGAGCACCAGGCCGUCGGCGCCCGCUGCCUCGGCUCCAGGCCCCUUCGCCUGUCACUCCCCUGAUGUCUCCAGUCGCUGGCGAGCAGCAGCCCCCCGCUCCCCCCUCGCUUCACACGCUCCUAGCUUCUUGCUGUCCUCACUCUGCGGUGGCCCCUGCUCAAGGUUUGCAUGCACCUGCAGGAGCUGGCAAGAAACAGCAUUUAUUAAGCACUGUCACAGUUUGCAUUUGAAAAUGAGCAUUUAUUAAGCUCCUUGGUGUAUGCUGUGGUUUGCAUAUUGGAUCUCAGCUACCUCAUUAAAUGUUUAUGAAAAGU